Acytostelium subglobosum LB1 is the source of this 6696-nucleotide messenger RNA. RefSeq lists its product as hypothetical. Gene Ontology annotation, cellular component: cytoplasm; nucleus. The transcript has 5 exons. Gene Ontology annotation, biological process: positive regulation of GTPase activity; regulation of small GTPase mediated signal transduction. Lineage: Eukaryota; Evosea; Eumycetozoa; Acytosteliales; Acytosteliaceae. Gene Ontology annotation, molecular function: GTPase activator activity. The record is from RefSeq and is a predicted model, not a curated record. Bases 1 to 6696 code for a protein of 2231 amino acids.
AUGAAGAGCGGCAGCGGGAAAUACGAUUCAAAUGUACCUUCACCAAAGUCUAAUGUACUACGUCGUAUAAAGGAUAUAUUCGGUGGAGGCACAGGUGUCUCGCCAGAUGCCCAAGAAGACCGCGAUGACACAUCGUCGACGACGACGACGACAACCUCGCACAGCAGUUACACCAACUAUAUAGGAAGUGGCAUUAGCACUGGCAUGGGCAGUGGCGGUGGCAGUGGAGGUGGAGGUGGCAGUGGAGUAUACAACAACAACACAGGACAAUCAAAUAGUACCAUGUUGACUUCAACAUCAUCACAACAGCAGCAUGGACAACAAGGACUCGACAACAACAACAAUAACAAUAACAACAAUAACAAUGCAUUCAGCGAACGAUUCAAGAAUGAAUUGACAAUGUCUAGGACACUCAAUGCACAGGCGAGACUCAGUUAUCUAAAGGAUGUGAGCGAGUUCCUCAAGAUGAUACGCAUAGAAGACUGCCACAACAUCGACAUCGUGUGGAGCUCAAUCUGCGACUUAUUCGACGAGAAUCGAUUCGCGCUCGAUCUGCAACAGAUGGCCUACAAUGUGAUGAUGACGCUGAUGGAGCAGUCGGGCACAGGCCCGGGCACGGGAAUCACCUCGUCGUGCAUUCGCCAGGACUUCUUCAACAUCAUUGAAUCGUCGACGACGCGCGUGCCCAUACACCUGCGCAUCCGAGCACUCACAGCACUCACGCGAAAUGGUCGUGACAUCUCACCGUUUGAGGACUACAUAGCAGACUUGCUCGUGCGCUGGCUGGGCCUGGUGCUGACGAUCGCCAACGAGACGGCACUCACAUCGUUUGUCACAGACAUCUUUGCUCUGGUCGAGCUGGUGAUACGACACUCGCAGCGCAGGCUGUCCGAGGGCAACCUGGCAUCUCUAAUUAACAACAUCUGCAUGCUAUCCAACUCGUCGACGCACAUCGUCAUCAUCGAGUGCAGUCUGUCCUUUUUCAACCUGGUGACGAGCCAGGUGGUGAUCCCGCCGCCCUGCGUGUCGAUGAUCAUCGCGUCGCUGAGCCGCACGGUCAACAUCGACGUGGCGUGCGACCCCAGCUGCACGACCAUGCAGAGUCUGCUGGCGAGCUACACGCACCAGGGCAUCAAGUCGCUGUGCGACAUCCUCAACGACCCACACAACCGCCACACCAUCAAUCUCCUGCGUGGCUCAGUCUUCUUCCUCGGCAUGUCCGUGUGGGGACCUCAGCGCAUCCCGACCAUUGGCAUCAGUCCGGCGUUCAUCCUGCCGUCACUAUUCAACUCGCUGGUGGGCGGCCAGGAGAUCAUCGCGUUCGAGGUGAUCCUGGCCAUCCGUCGACUGAUCAAGAAGUUUGGCCGCGAGCUACACGUCGAGUGGGAUCUGAUAUUCUUGAUCAUUGAGAGCAUCCAUAUACUUAUCACGGCGCACCCCGAGUCUGCCGACCCCAGCACCCUUUCGCACUCUGGCAGCAACAUCCUGUCCAACAACAACAUGUCUGGCGCGACAAGUAGUAGCGGAUCACUAUCAAUCAUCAGCGGCAAUGCCAGCAGUAGUAGCAGUGUUGCCAACGCGGCGAUGGCCGCCAACGACACCACAGCCACCAGCAACUUGAAGAUCAACUCAUUGGCGAUAGUACUGCGCGACACAAUAUGGCUGAUCGAGGACUUAGACGAUCAGAAACUAUUCCUGGGCAGCCACACAGACCUGUUCCGCGCAUCAUCACUCUUCUUCAAGCUCAAGAGCGAGGAACAACUUAUCAAGAUCAUCACGCACCAGAUGGCCAAGGUGCAUCCGUCACACGCACUCUGGAUCAUCAAGCUGACAACGCUGGUCGACCUGUUCCUCAAGAAAGACACGCGCACCAAGGUCCGGCGCAGGAUGCUGCACGAGCUCAAGCAACUCUAUCACACGUACCGCCUGAUCUACGGCGAGGAGAUCAUCGAGAACAUACUGAUACCAGCAAUGAGCGAUGUGUACAAGGACCGUGACGCCACCGUCCGUCUGUUCAGUCUGGACCUGCUGGUCGAGAUUACAACCAAGGCCAAGACACCGAGCAUCUUCCACACGCUGGUAACCAUACUUGAUCGCGCAAUACGCGAGUCGCAUCCAAUGCUAGACGUGGCGCAUGUCUCACUCCAAGGCCUGAUAUCGGUGUUCUCGGCGCGCUUUGUACAUCCAUCGGCCACGCUCACAAUGGAGGCGUGGUCCACAAUCUUGGCGCACAUGUCACAUGAGAGCCAUCAACUUCGCAGGGAGAUACUGCACUGUGUCUCCAAACUCUUGUCGACCAAGUGGUACCAGAUGCAAUACGACGGUGUCUCCAGUCCAUUCAUACAUUGUGCGCCCAACAAUCACUUCUUCAACGAUGUCUCGUCGGCCUCUGUCCAGCGAUCGCCUCGUGGUGGCCCAGUCAACGCACCCAAUCCACAUGUUCCCCAAGGUAGUAUUGGCGGUGGUGGCAUUGGCGGUGCGGGAGGAGUGGGAGCGGGAGUUAAUGCCGCGACCAAGAAGAAGAAGGGCAGCAAUGCACUGGAUGGAUUCUUCCCCGUUGCCAAUGUAUGGGCAGGAUUGAUGGACCGUCUAAACAAGGAGACUUCAUUCGAACUGUACAGCAUCACCCUUGAAAUCCUCUCCUCCUUCCUACGCAACAAGUACAUCCUAUUUGGCAUGGAGUCUCACAUCGAAGCCUUUGUAAAUAUCCUCAUCAGGCUGCUCAACGAGAAGUCCCUUGGACACUCAAUCACAGACUAUCAGAACUCCGAAGGCAGGAAGGACUGCCAAUACAUAUUGGGCUUUGAGCUGCUGUGCAAUGUGAUACCCUACAUGACAAUGCCAAUGCCAAACGUUGGCAUCACCAAUAUUCAACAGACUGUUCAUAAUGUGGUGGCUGCACUCUUUAAUGGACUGUGUCAGAAGUGGUCAUUCUCCAGUGAGACCAAGCUAAAGAUUCAAGCCAUCUGUCUAAACGGAUUGACAUUAUGCGCAACAGAGUUCCCACUCAAGAUCACACUUAAGUACAUUCAGAACAUCGCCAAGGCACUGCAUCAGAUCUCCACAUCUGGUGCCACACAAAAGGAGACAUUCUACUCCAUCCUCCAAUAUCUCAAUGUACUAGUGUCGACCCCUACGCUCGUCUCUCAACUGCCCCUGGAAAGCCUCACCUUCAUCUUUAAGCUCCUUAUCCAGUUCUUAGAUCGAUCAAGGUACAACCAUCUACUCGUGCUUAUGGCCUUCCAGAGUCUGAUAAGAUGGUUCACAGCAUGCAGCGACUCGUCUAGAGUGAUAUUGGUUCGCAAUAUUAUCAAAGGCAUUGAUGGACACAUGAAGGAGAAGCAGGCAUUGUUCAAUGAGAUCUGCGUCGAGUUGCUCAAUCGAUAUAUUCACACAGACUUUGAUCCAUUCCAUUAUCCAAUGCGACACUCUAGUCCCAUCUUCCACGAGGGCCUCAUCAAGACAUGGAUACAGGGUUGCUCGCUCAUUACUAUACGCACGGGCAAGCUGGGCUGGGCCGAGGUGACGCAUCGCAAGGCCACUGGCUGCGUCGUGUGGCUGAUGCGCUUCCAGAACAACUUCAACCCAUCGAUCACGUCCAACUACGACCUGUACAUGGGCAUCAACAAUCAGAUGAUGGACUCGCAGCUGGUGAACCUCCCCAAGCAGCCUUACUUCCGCAAGGAGUUCUCGCCAACCUCGCCGCUCUCACCGUCCUUGUCGCCAGUGAUGGUGCCUGGCGGUGCCAACGAGGUCCGCUCAUACUCACCAGCGAUCAAUCAGCUGGCCACAUCAAUGGAGGUCGAUAGGUUGGCGGCGGCCACCUCACCAAGCACCACGACCACCAACACCUCUGGGGCAAAUGCCAAUGCUUCCGGCUCCCAUUCGGCCUUGACUACUGCCACGACCACGCACAAGUCCUCUGAGGACUAUCCCAUCUUCAAGCCCAUCCAAUCCAAACUGGACGACUUGGCCAAGCGCUUUGAAAUCCCAUCGAUUGCUGAAGCAUUGGAGCUCUCACUGAGCUUGUCUCUGUUGCCCGAGGACUCAUCCAAGGACACCAUGACGCCCAUCCAUCUCAUCUCCUCACACACACUCCUCACGUCUCCCAACCAACAAGGCGCCUCAAUCUCCCCUUCGCCCGCCUCUUUUGCUGAAGUGCACAAAGAAGACGAAGUCGAAGAAGACGAACAAUCAUCCAUCACAAACACACAACAACAGCAACAGGUUCUUCAACACAAUGAUGAGUCGAUCGAUGUAAUGGAGGAUUUGGUGCUGGAAAGCAGUGGACACUUGGAUAUUCCUUUGUUGGGCGCACCAUCGAUGGACAAGCCCGACAGCCUGUUCUUGACAUCAAACAUUGAGAGCCCAUUCAAGUAUAGCUAUGGCUCGGGCGAGAACACCCCACCCAACCCGCUGUCCACGCUGUCCAAGUACUACCCGCCAUUGCCCUCAUUCGACGAUGACGAGGAGAUACUAUCAUUCACCACAAACUGGUCAUCCCCGCUCGAGAUGACGAACGAUGUUGUCGAGCCAAACGGCAAGCUCAACCUCAAUGCUCAGCUUCUGCUGCAUGUAGGCUCCAACUCGCCACCCUCCACUAGCACGGCAACGACCAUGGCACUCGACUCAAACUCCAAUCCAAUUGAGAUCACGCAGCAAUCCACGCCACUCAAGCUGGUCAAGGUGCCAUCGUCCAACUCCUCGACCAACAACUCGCCCACCAAACAGACAGAGAUCUUCUCGUUGUCAGUGGACGAGGAGACAUCGCCCUAUCUCACACCCAAGAAGAUGGCCAGACACAGCUACACCAACAGCCAUAGCAGCACAAGUAACGAAUACAAGAUUGCUUCAGAGCUGAGUAGUGCUGCCAAGAAGGAGCAACCCAAGUCCGGCACCACAUUGGGCUCACCCAAGCUUGUAAAGUCGACCUCAUUCACGCUUGAGAGCCAAGGUGCCUCUUCGUCCUCUGUCAGCGAUCCCCUCGUCUCACCAACGCCAACUCUCGAACCAACGCCAACUCAAUCCCCACUGGACACCACCUUCCAUUCUUCGCAUCAUCAUCAUCAGAAGCAACAACAUUCACAGCAAUCACAACAAUCAAACAAUGUAUCAACUAGUCAAUCAUCGUUCAAGCCAGUAUCCCCACUCCAAACUGGCUUGACAAUUAUCCCCAAAGAGGGUCCAAUCAAACCGACAAACAAUAACAACAACAACAACAGUAGCAGCAUCAUCAAGAGCUCGACGACGACCACAUCAUCUCAGUCAUCAUCAAGGAUGGCGGACAGUUCGAUCAAGUCUGCCAUGAGCUCGACAUCGACGACCUCUGGAAUGCAUGGCGACAUUUAUACCAACAACUUUGUCCCGCCAAUCAGCAUCCCACCAAACCUGAACCAUUUCUCACAGCACUCACUCAACCAAGCCAAGAUGCACUACAAGCGACUACCUCUCAUUCAUUCUGCGACCUCUCAGAACAUUGGUGGUGCACAUGGUUUGGGCAUUGGCAGUGGCGUUGGCGGUUCUAGUGGCUCGACGCCAAUACAGAUCCAGGCUCAGCAACUUGUACAACAACAACGUGAUCUGUAUCACCAGCAGUAUAGCAAACCACAUGCAUUCCAACAACAACAUCAGCCCCAGAUAGCAUCCUCAUCGUCGUUCGGUCAAAGCACACUCGCACAUUACAAGCCCAAGUACCCUGCGCCACACGCGGGCUUCUCCCCAACUCAGACACAGCCGCCCUCACAGUUGGAGCAACUCAAGUCCAACAUCUACUCAUCGACGUACUCGUCCACACCUCAGACAACAAGCUUCUCCCACAUUCCCAGCCUGUUUGACGACGAUGCCGGCCUGCCAAAGAAGCACUCCUCACUCAACUAUGACACCACAAGCGUCGACCCCACCAUUCUCGACCCAAGCGUCGUGUUCUAUCACCUGCAUCAGUUCUCUGGCGACAUCACAAUGGAGAUCAAGACAGGACACACGUUUGAGCGUGCGCUCAGCGUGCUCGAUCACACCUUUUGCUCAGAGACCUACAAGAUCGGCCUGAUCUACGUCGGUACCAAUCAAAAGACCGAAGAGGAGUUCCUCGCCAACACCAAGGGCUCGCCGCGAUACCAACAGUUCCUCAAUGGCCUAGGCGAGAAGGUGCGCAUAUCCGAGCGUAUUGACGUCUAUCCAGGCGGCCUGGAUCGCAACGGCAAGUCGGACGGCGACGUCACGAUACAUUGGCGCGACCGUAUCUCGCAGAUCGUAUUCCACGUCACCACGAUGAUGCCCAACCACGACAAUGACAAGAUGUUCACCAACAAGAAGCGACACAUUGGCAAUGAUUAUGUCAAUAUCAUCUUUUCAGACUCUGGCGACGACUUCAAUCCGCAGCUGAUCUCUGGCCAAUUCAACUUUGUCACCAUUGUCAUCCAUCCCAUGGACAUUGGAUGGUAUCGCGUUGAGAUCAAGAAGAAGAAGGAGAUCCCACUCUUUGGACCCAUUCACAAUGUCCAAAUUGUAUCCGAGCGAUCAAUCGCCUCACUCGUUAUCCAAACAGCCAUCAACGCCAACCUGAUGUCCAUGCUGUACGAUGGCAAGACAGAGUUCAUAUCGAACUUGGAGGAAAGACUGCGACAGAUAAAGACGAUCAAGGAGCGAUUCGCAAAGGAAGAUGAUGGUUGGAUUGACCUGGUGCCUUCAAAGCGUUGA